Scatophagus argus is the source of this 1872-nucleotide messenger RNA. It is a transcript of the gene nif3l1, whose product is annotated as NIF3 NGG1 interacting factor 3-like 1 (S. cerevisiae). Gene Ontology annotation, cellular component: mitochondrion; cytoplasm. Bases 323 to 1612 code for a protein of 429 amino acids. The record is from RefSeq and is a predicted model, not a curated record. NCBI's taxonomy places the organism in Eukaryota, Metazoa, Chordata, Actinopteri, Scatophagidae. The transcript has 7 exons.
CAGUUACAACUAAUGUCUGUGUAGGUCAUGUUAGAUCUGGUUUGCAGGAGCUUUACAGCACUUUAUUCAUACAAAACAACAGUUUACUAAAGAUUGUGCUUCAGGGCCAGAAAUCUUAAUAAUGUCUGAUUAGAUAUUGGGCUAAAAAUACAGAGUUCACUUUCCUUAACGUUACUGUUGCUAAGUGCUCAGGCUGAUGGUUCAGUUUGGAUGCUGUGUUUGAGUGUUCCUGUUGUCUUGAUUUAAAUGUGAACGAACGAAAAUUAACCUGCUCGCAUUUCACCAGCUGGUUUCUGUUGUUGUGGAUGUCUGAACAGGACUGAUGUUAACUGGAUGUAGAAACCUUUCUCUGACACUUUUUCCAUCCACCUAUAGAGGACUUUGUGCUAGGAGGAGCUUGACCUCACGGGCUGCUCUCUACUCCUCUCCCUCGGCGCUUUCAUCCACCUCUUCAUCUCCCCCAUCUCACAGCUUCUUGACAAGCCAACGCACCUCAGUCCCCUUUCACUCAUCUGUCCAAUUCAUUUCCAGCCGCUGCUUUCCUCAUUCUCCUCACUGUUCAAGCCCGAUGGAGCUAAAAGAAGUUCUGCAGGUGAUGGAGCAGCUUGCUCCUUUGUCUCUGGCUGAGGCAUGGGACAAUGUUGGCCUUCUGGUGGAGCCUAGUAAAUCUCGGCCUGUUAAAACCAUCCUGCUGACCAACGACCUCACAGAUGCUGUCAUGGAGGAAGCAGAGGCCAUGAGCUGUGACCUCAUUAUCUCAUAUCACCCCCCGUUGUUUCGACCAAUCAAGCGUCUGGUUCAGAAAGACUGGAAGCAGCGAUUGGCGAUUCGUGCUGUGGAGGCUGGGAUAGCAAUCUUCUCCCCUCACACCUCGUGGGAUAGUGUUAAAGAAGGAGUAAAUGACUGGCUGGUGGGGGGACUUGGUAGUGGUCAGGUGUCUGUGCUGAGUCAGGCCCUCUGUGGCGCCUCCCACAAUCACAAACUGGAGUUCUCAGUCAAGAGCAUGGAGGAACUACACGCUGUAAUGGAGGAACUGAAGGCUUGUGACAAUGGAACGUCACUACAACAUUCAGUCAGCAGACCGGAUGGCAGUGGGAUCCAUGUCGGUGUGAACUGCAGUGACUCAGCACUGACCUCCAGUGUUCAGACUCUGUUACGACACAAUACCCCCGGCCUGUCCCUCAGCAUCCUGAAGUUAGAAAAGCGCCCUCUACCGGGCCAUGGCCAAGGACGUCUUAGUGUUUUGGACCAGCCAGUAACCGUGGCAACAGCCGUCGAGAAAAUGAAGUCCCACUUGGGUUUGAAUCACCUCCGUUUGGCUCUGGGAUUGGGGCAGACGCUUGAGUCCUCUGUGUGUACUGUGGCUGUGUGUGCUGGAUCUGGGGCCUCGGUACUGAAUGGAGUAAAGGCAGACCUUUAUAUCACAGGUGAGAUGUCCCACCAUGAGGUGCUGGACGCCGUGGCGAAGGGAACCAGCGUCAUUCUCAGUGACCAUAGCAACAGCGAGCGGGGAUUUCUGUCUGUGUUCAGGGAGAGGCUGGCUGUGCGUCUUCCUGACAGUGUAACAGUGGUGGUGUCGAAGGCUGACAGAGACCCUCUGGAGGUGGUCUGACCGACAGUUACACUAGUUAAUACUGAUCUCUGCCUAGGUUGGAUAAAAUAGACAACAUCACAAAAGCACUUUAACUAAUGGUGUGAUUCAAAUGUAUGUGUGUGACACAAUGAGGCCCUUAAUAUAUCUAGUGAUCAUUGCACGGUAUUUUAGUGUAUCAACAUGUAAUUACUCAAAGUGCUUCCUUGGUUCAUCUUGUACUAUUUAUCAUGUAUUCCUGACAGGGUCUUAAUAAAAAUGGGUUCUAUUUGAUCAAAAAA